This is a messenger RNA of Adineta ricciae, 879 nucleotides long. NCBI's taxonomy places the organism in Eukaryota, Metazoa, Rotifera, Eurotatoria, Adinetida, Adinetidae. The record is from the annotation of a GenBank genome assembly.
AUGAUCUUCGACAAAUCUUCUCGAUAUUUAUCUAUUGUACGGAAAAGUCACGCUUUGAACAGUGGAGUAGUUAGUCUAAGAAAAUCGAACAUGUAUUCGCGUCAAACCAUUUGGCAUAAUAUUCGUGAGAUUAGUUGCUAUCCUGACGAAGAAGAAGUUUUGAUGAUGAUAGCAGAUAAUUGGAUCCUCUGGAUGAGAUUGUGUAGAGAUAAUAAUUACGAGUUGAAAACGUUUUUCGAUCGUAUGAAAAAAGAGUUUUGUGGAACGAACAAGGCGAUUUUAGGACAUUUCGGUAAUGUGUUUCGAUCGAUGGGUAAGUGUGAUGAUGCUGAGAAAUAUUAUCGUCGCCUACUAAAGGAACUAUCUGAAAAUCAUCAUAGGAUAUUUCCAGCUGUUACUGCGGACUUGGAAUUGUCGCUUGCAGUAAAGGCGAAUACAAGCAAAGUCCGAAAUAUUAUCGAAAAGCUCUUUACAUCCUUGAACGAAUGGAUCGGCAAUGUCUCGCUGACAUCAGUAGUGGCAUGGGUUCAAGCACUGCAUUUUUACGAGAUAGCAUUGGAUAUGCAUCGACAAAUAGUCGGCAUUGAUCACACUCAUGCAGCUAUAUGUUUUGGCAAUAUCUAUCAAGAGAAGAAGAACUAUUCUAAAGCACUCGAUUAUCAUCAGAAAGCAUUGAACAGAUGGGAACAAUCUCUUCGUGUUCAUCACUAUCAUUUAGGUUCUUUACACGAUAACAUCGGCAAUGUUUAUUACUAUCUCAAACAAUGUGAUCGUGCCUUGCAACAUUACAGACAAUCACUCGAUGUUAAAUCAAAAUCUUUACUUGAUUAUCAUCCUUCCAUUGCAAGUACACUAAAAAAAUAUUGGCAAAGUGUAUAA